Molecule: messenger RNA, 832 nt
Organism: Raphanus sativus (radish)
Lineage: Eukaryota; Viridiplantae; Streptophyta; Magnoliopsida; Brassicales; Brassicaceae
Exons: 6
Coding region: 319-690 (123 amino acids)
Biological process (GO): regulation of DNA-templated transcription
Cellular component (GO): nucleus
Molecular function (GO): transcription coactivator activity
Source: RefSeq, a predicted model, not a curated record
UUUCAUUCAUCUCUGGAAACUAUUUGUUUCUUCAUUUUUUUGGGAAAAAGUUAUUAAAUUGGUUCGUAAUUAUAUACUGUCUGAUCUUACUCACUUGUGGGAAUUUUAUGAGUUGACGAGAUUGUGGUAUGUUUGAGAUGAAGAAGACUAAGAUCUGUGUUCUCUGUCUGUUUGGUAGUUAAGUUUUAAAGAGACCUAUCUACGCAAUAUUAGCUUCUGCCGUGUCUAAGUUGAGCUCAAGUUUAUGAUCUAAGUAAAAGUCCAUGCUUGUCAUCAUAUAAAAACCGAAGUUUUUGUUGUAUAUUUUAGAACAAGGAGAUGAUGCGGUUCAAAGAGGAGAAAGAAGCCAAGAAAGAAGCUUUCAGGAAGUAUUUAGAGUCCAGUGGAGUUCUUGAUUCUCUCACCAAAGUUCUGGUUGCUUUGUAUGAGCAGAAUGACAAGCCUUCCUCUGCUUUAGAAUUCAUCCAGCAGAAGCUAGGAGGCCCUUCAGUGUCUGACUAUGAGAAGCUUCAAGCUGAGAAGUCUGAUCUUCAAAUAAAGUACAAUGAGCUUUUUGCUAAACAUCAAGAAACGUUGAGAGAGUUAGAUGGAGUGAAGAGCUUGCAUUCACGAAACUCUUCGAAGGAUGAUGAAGACAGAGAGGGCAUUGAAGACGAACACACGGCCCUUGUGGCUCCUCCUCACCACUAAAUUGUUUGUUAUUUUGUAUAUGAAAUUCUCAUUGCUACAUUUUCAAUCUACAUUACAGUUAGUAUUUUGAGUGUCAUUUUGUUUGCAUAUACGCAUUUAAGACAUGAAAAAGAAAAUCGCUGAUUUUAAGCUGGCUUGUUGA